AGAUAUAACUAACUUUCUUCUUCAAGGAAUCAACUUGUUUUUUAAAGGUUGGCUCUAUAUACGUAUAAGUUUGUGGUACGAUAUAACAUGAGUGCUUCAAUAAAAUCAAGUCCUUCAAAAUCUAAUGGAAUUAAGAAUGAAGACAAUGGUAAUAAUAUAUUGAGUGAUAGAUCCAAAGAUAUUAAGGAGAAGGUCAAUAAUGGCAACAACAUUAACGAUAAUGAAAGUAUAAUUGGUAAUAAUACAUCUACAGAUGGAGUCGAUGAAGCAGAGAAUUCUAUUUUGUCGGAUCCAGAAGAUUAUUUAGAAGAGAAUGAAUCUUUAGAUAUGAAUUUAACAAAAGGAAAUCUGAAUAUUUGGUUAGUUAAAUUACCUAAAUAUUUAGCAGAAAGGUGGGCUCAAGAAGGUAAUUUAAAUGGAGCAAGAUUGGGGACAGUUAAGAUAAAGAAGAAUUCAGCCAAUACAAAUAACAAGUUACAAGUUAAAUUAGUAUUAAAUGAAAAUGUACCAAAUGAACCAAAAAUACCUCAAGAAUAUGAUAUCUCUAUAUUAAAUACUCAAGUUCGAAAUUCUUAUGUGUUCACUGAAGAGAAUUUAAAAAAGUUCAAACAGGAAUUGACCGAAGUUGCUGAAUUACCUGAACAACCUCAACCUAAAGUUGAUGAUAAACAAAAUAAAAAUGGAAAGUUUCAACCAAGACGUAAAUUCAAAUUCUUUAGAGUUCAAAAGAAUGGUGAAAAUGGUCCAAUAAGGAAGUACAUACCUUUUGUAAAGACAAUUCCAAAGAAAACUGCAUUGAUAGGUAAAAUUGUUCAUGAUUGUCAAAUUAUACCAUCAAAAGCUGACUCUCAAUAUAAUAAAGUAUUGAUGGAUAGAAAGAAUAUAGUAAAGGGUCCUGAAAGACCGAAAGUCACUCUACUUAAUGAAAUACCUGGGGUGAUCCAAUCCAAUGCUGGUCCUUCCAUUAAGGGUAAUAACACCUCAGUGUUCUUGAAAUCCAAUCCAAAUGCUAGAAAGAAUGCUGAAGGUAGAGCAAUUAGAAUGCCUAAGAAGGAUUUAUUAGAUUUGCUUUUUAGAUUAUUUGAAGAAUAUGAAUAUUGGUCAAUGAAGGGUUUAAAGGAAAGAACGAGGCAACCAGAAUCAUAUUUAAAAGAGUCAUUAGAAUCAAUUGCUAACUUAAUAAAGAAGGGACCUUAUACUUCUAAAUAUAAUUUAAAGCCUGAAUUUAGAAGAUUAAGAGAUGCCGAGCGUACUGUCAGAUUAGGAUUGGAUGUAACGGGUGCCGAUGAUAAUAAAGAUAAAGAGGAUGAAGAUGAAGAUUUAGAAAUGGAAGAUGUGGUUUAAACGACUACAGACUGUUUCAAUCUUAAUAGUUUUUUUGUUUUCUUAUUAUAUAUUAAAUAUACAAA
This is a messenger RNA of Scheffersomyces amazonensis, 1409 nucleotides long. RefSeq names its product transcription factor IIF subunit. The transcript has a single exon. NCBI's taxonomy places the organism in Eukaryota, Fungi, Ascomycota, Pichiomycetes, Serinales, Debaryomycetaceae. Gene Ontology annotation, cellular component: transcription factor TFIIF complex. Bases 88 to 1344 code for a protein of 418 amino acids. Gene Ontology annotation, biological process: transcription initiation at RNA polymerase II promoter; transcription by RNA polymerase II. The record is from RefSeq and is a predicted model, not a curated record.